GCCUCGCGACGCCGUCAUUCAGUGUACUAGCGACCGUUCCCGCUCGAGGACGAAUUGUUACACGCGUAACGCGCUUAAUACGCAGUUACGAGAUACGCUGACCGCGUGCGCUUUUAAUAACGGACAAGAAAAAUAGUUUUUUGUAUAUCGUCGCGUUUGUUAUACCAACAAUACCAAAGUGCAAUACCCAGUGAUAAUCGUUAUCAGUGCAGAAAAGUUUCCACAAAGUGCGAAACGAACUUGAGGACGCUUGAAAUUUUUUUUGUGAGUUGUUGAUGCUUGUGAUAAUAAAAGACGGGUACAGUUUUUAGCCACGUUACAAGGUUGUCGUGCCUUUAAACCGCCAGAGAUGAAUUGGAAAAUCGGCGCGUAGUCGCUCACGUGGUGUUCGCCCCGCCCCCUCCUCGCACCGCUCAACACUUAUAUUUAGCGAAAAUCGCCUCUAGGGAGCGGCCCGAGGCGCGUUGGCAGAUACAUCCACGAUCAUCUCUGUUUAUGAACGUUAGCACGACGCCACAUGUUAUUGGCUUCGUGUAACAACUGCGAUAAGAAGUUAGAUAACCUUUACGGAUAACGGGUUGCGGGCCGGUCUUGAGCACUUCUGGAAAAAGAAAGAAAAUAGUUACGAGACUCUAAGGUUGUGAUGAUAAUAAACAGAAUACGGUCGCGCUGGUGAGCGCGCCUGUCGGUCGACACACCCACGUAAAUAUUUAUCAGUGAUACGCAAUAAGAUGUCUUUACAGAGAGGUAUUUACCAGAGUCCCUGGUCGUCACAGACAGCCCUAUCAGAAUUGGAGGGAAUGGGUGAACUGGAACCUCUGGGGGAAUUGGGAGAAGUCGGCUUUGAGCCCCAGACGCGCGCUCGGUCCAACACGUGGCCGUUACCGAGGCCAGAAAACUAUAUCGAACCUGACGACGGUGGCUCAAAGAAAAAUUCUAACCAGAAUCUAACUGGUGCACCACCGCUGCCGUCAACGUCAGGCACAACUAAGAAAAAUUCGUCCCGGCGUAAUGCCUGGGGUAAUCUUUCCUAUGCCGAUCUCAUUACUCAAGCUAUUACCUCCUCUCAGGACAACAGAUUAACAUUGUCCCAAAUAUACGAGUGGAUGGUCCAAAAUGUGCCAUAUUUUAAGGAUAAGGGAGAUAGUAAUUCAUCAGCUGGUUGGAAGAAUUCAAUUCGCCACAAUCUGUCGCUGCAUAACCGAUUCAUGCGGGUGCAGAAUGAGGGUACAGGAAAAUCAUCAUGGUGGAUGAUCAAUCCGGAUGCAAAACCGGGGAAAUCUGUCAGGAGGCGAGCGCUCUCCAUGGAGACAUCGAAGUCAGAAAAGAGGAGGGGCAGAGUUAAGAAAAAGCCUGAAGCCUUGAGAAAUGGAGUCGCAGCUGAUGCUACACCCAGUCCUAGUAGUUCAAUAUCAGAAAGUGUGGACCUAUUCCCAGAUUCUCCAAUACACAGCGGCAGCUUUCAGCUGUCACCGGAUUUCCGUCAGAGGGCGCCGUCAAACGCUUCAUCAUGCGGUCGCCUAUCACCGAUACCGUCAUUAAUACCAUCAGAACCAGACUGGGCGACGGAUUACACGCCCGCUGGAGAUUUUACUACGACCAGUGAUUUCACUCAAGCGGACUACGCUCAAGACGAAUUAGCUGGAACCCUCGCUGAUUCGAUGAAGCUUCACGGAGCCGAUCCAUACCUUAAUACGUAUGUACCAACAACAUCAUCGUCUGGUAACUAUCGCUUCCCGUACACGUGUUUGCGGCACCCACACGGUGGCUGCACGUGUACUUCUCUGUACCCUGCUCAUCCCGCACACACUCACGACCACUUUGUGAGACCACCGCCGCCAGCUGACUCCGCGGAUAUUAUGCAAACAGAAAACAGCCAGCCUCAAAUGGUGACGACGGAUGCGGCGCUCAUGAAUGGGGGUAUAAUGGUACAACCCGGGGCCAUGGGUCCUACGACGGUAAUGGGGCAGAUAAUGGGGGCCCUGAAUACUGGACUAGCUGAGGAUUUAAAUAUUGAAACCUUGGAACAUAGCUUUGAUUGUAAUGUCGAAGAGGUAAUCAACCAUGAGUUAAGGAUGGAUGGGACCUUGGACUUCAAUUUCCAACAGGGAAUGGCCGCUGAGGCAGAGAGUCAGUUCGUGGCCCCCGCUCCGCCAGUCCCCACAACACUCUCCGGCGGGGGGCCUCCGUAUUCCGUGGCCCCCUCUUGGGUCCAUUGAACAUUUAGCUAAUAUAUCGUUAUAGAAUAGACCUAAUUCGUUAGGCUAGAAUCCUUUCGAUGUAAAUACGACGCAAACAGUUCUCUGUUCGAGUUUGUUAAUUUUGCAUUGUAGUCGAGAUUUUUUUUGUUUAUUAUAUUGUUAACUAAUGUUAGAUUUUUAUUUAGCGGUUAAUAUUAAGCGGUUACCGAUCGUUGUUAAAGUGUCAAUUGUGUAUGUAGGUUAGAUUUAAGUUAAGUGGAAGCUUGUGAUAUGAGUAGUUUAUUCUAAGUUUACCGAGAGGGGGCCCCAAGUCAAGCGAAGUCAGCGGAUGGAAAAAGGAUUCACGUGAGGAGGUAUCCUCGAGUCGUCAACACGCCAGUCGAGUCGAACACAUCAAACAAAUGACCAUACUUAGGAAUGACUGCUUCAAUUUUGUGAUUCGUAAAUAAUGCCUCGCGUGUAUGUUUUGUAAAAUAGUAUAAAUGAAUUGAUGCUAGCUGCGCAUUCGGUUAGGGCUUCAUGCGGUUCAAAGUUCACGUUUGGUGUUUCAUAACAAAACGAUUUUUUGACACUUUAUUUGAACCCCCAUCGGUCAUCCACAUUUUCAAAGUAGAAGUUUUAUAGUUGAAUACUAAAAAUGAACGUAUCUGAAUUCUACUGUUACGUUACAAGGUAAAAGGCCUCGAGAUAAAGUACGGUUAUGAAUGAUAACAUACGUUUAUAUAGAAAAUGAUGUGUUAAUUUUAUUGUGAAAGUUAUAAGUUUUGUAUAAAAUUGCUCAAUAAUAACAUUGAAGCUGCGUUGAUCGUUUAAGAUAUAGUUAAAAUUUCAAAUCUUAGACGUCCAAGUUAAUGGAAUUUUUUUUUUAAUAAAUUAGUAAAGAAUCGUGCCUGCUAGUUUACAACGGGAAUGUGUAAGCAUUCGCGUAAUUUUAUAUCGUUCAGUUAGUGUCACGAGACAUUUGGAUUAGCACAAACAAAAGCCGUCAUAGUCAGAACUCUAGUCCCAGAUAAUAAAUAUUUCGAAUAAGCUUAUACACACGCAGUACAGCCUCAUGUCGCGACUCGAGCAACGCUAGUUCACAUAGUAAAUUACCUCAGUGAACUGUUUGUGAUAGCUAUAUCCGAUAAGUGUUCAAUUUAGUGAAUUACGUAUAAGUCAAUUCGUGUAAUAUUUGUCGUCCAUAUACAAGUAUAUUUAGGAGCACUGUUCGGUUCCGCGUGUUUCCGCGUUAUACCUUGUUGUUUAAUAUAUUCUAUAGUGUCGCUAUAUAUAUAACAAUAAUUGGCUUUAUUUGUGUAUUUAUUAUACAAUACACUCAGCUGACAUUGGUGCUAUAGAUAAUACUUUAAACGAAAUAUUCACAAAAGGCUUCGCUUUUAUCAUUAUUAUAAAAUAAAAAUUUACGUAAUACAUUUUACAACUUGCGCGCACCAGCCACCGGGGCACACUGAAUGAGAUUGCAACCAUUCAUCGUAUGAUAAGUAGAAAAAAUAUACAUUAUAAUACUUAUUAUUUGACUGAGAGUCGUUUAGAACGGUUGAAAGUGCUUGUUCUUUUUGCAUAUUGCCAAAUGAUUAAACGUAAUUUAAAAAAAAAUUGAUCAACAAAUCUUUAAAUCAACUCUCGACUUGUCAGACGUGACGAGCGGACCUUUCGGGGACGCGUCGUUGUUGAUGUUCGUUAAUCUAUAAGAAGUUCAUUUGGUAUCUUAAACGUGUUACUGAUAAGGCGUAUCUAUGUCAAUAUAUUGUGGUCAAUUACAUUUGUAUCGAAUCGUACCCUCAGAGCCGAACGCUUGUUGUCCUGAGAUUCGAAGGUCUAAAUUAUAUAUCAUUUGCAUAAAUGUCUAAACGACGUGUUUAAUGUGAAACUAAACAAACAUUUUUAUUUUUAAUUAUUUCCAUAUGAAGUUUCUUUGAACACCAAAUUGUUUUAUUUUUGUACAUAUUUUAUUGUUAGUUUUAUAUUAUAUUUUGAUGACUAUCACGUUAUUUGGUUUCAUAAAGAGGAUAAGUGUUCAAAAUGUUAUUUAUUGUAAGGUUUUUUGAUAUAUUCAAUGUAAAUGGACCGUAUAUUUCAUAGGAUAGGUUGUAGUGAAUUCACAUUACGUGUAACCAUAGCAGACCACACGUCGCUUGUAGAAUGUCUACCAACUCUUAAAAUUAUAUAUUUUAUAUUAGACUAAACGCUUCGUUUAUGAAUUAUAUUGAAACGGUAAACCCCGGACGUUCAGUAAUUUAUUAUGUAAAAUGUUAAGAAAAAAUUUAUGUUUGGUAUUUUUCUAUUAUUAUUCAGUUGCAUUAUUAAUGAAUAGAUAUAACAAUAUUAAGACAAAAUGUCAAAGAAUUAGAUAAGUGCGAUAUAAGAUAGAAGAAUUGUGUUGAAAUGUAAAUAUAUAGACGUAAACAUGUAUGUAGAGGUACAUAAAUAUUAUUUAUGUAUUAAAUUUGAUAUUGUUUUCAAAAUUUCA
Danaus plexippus (monarch butterfly) is the source of this 4674-nucleotide messenger RNA. RefSeq names its product forkhead box protein O (gene foxo). The transcript has 9 exons. Gene Ontology annotation, cellular component: nucleus. The record is from RefSeq and is a predicted model, not a curated record. Gene Ontology annotation, molecular function: DNA-binding transcription factor activity, RNA polymerase II-specific; RNA polymerase II cis-regulatory region sequence-specific DNA binding. Gene Ontology annotation, biological process: regulation of transcription by RNA polymerase II. Lineage: Eukaryota; Metazoa; Arthropoda; Insecta; Lepidoptera; Nymphalidae. Bases 732 to 2219 code for a protein of 495 amino acids.